Molecule: messenger RNA, 1978 nt
Organism: Nestor notabilis (Kea)
Lineage: Eukaryota; Metazoa; Chordata; Aves; Psittaciformes; Psittacidae
Gene: THOC5
Product: THO complex 5
Exons: 18
Biological process (GO): positive regulation of DNA-templated transcription, elongation; mRNA export from nucleus
Cellular component (GO): THO complex part of transcription export complex
Molecular function (GO): mRNA binding
Source: RefSeq, a predicted model, not a curated record
GACCUCCGGUACUACAGCGAGGAGUGUGAAGUGGAUCUCCGGGACCCCAUCAAAGACUAUGAGCUCUACAGAGAGACCUGCCAGGAGCUUCAGAGGCUCAUGGCUGAGAUCCAGGAGCUGAAGAGCCGGGGCAUCAAGGACAACGCUGCGGAGAUCGACGAGCGGCGCGUCCAGAGCUGCGUCCACUUCAUGAUGCUGAAGAAGCUCAGCAGAGCCUCAUCCCCUGCUCUGGCCAUGUCUGUGUUGCAGGCGAAGCAGAAGGUUGAUGCAUAUCAUCUGCAGCUCCAGAACUUGCUCUAUGAGGUGAUGCACCUGCAGAAGGAGAUCACCAAGUGCCUGGAGUUCAAGUCAAAGCAUGAGGAGAUCGAGCUGGUGAGCCUGGAGGAGUUCUACCAAGAGGCCCCUCCUGAAAUCAGCCGUCCUGCCAUCACCCUCUCCGAGCCCCACCAGCAGACGCUGGCCCGCCUGGACUGGGAGCUGGAGCAGCGCAAGAGACUGGCAGAGAAGUACAAGGAAUGCCUGACCAGCAAGGAGAAGAUCCUGAAGGAGAUCGAGGUGAAGAAGGAAUAUCUGAGCAGCCUCCAGCCUCGACUCAACAGCNNNNCCCAGGCCUCCCUGCCUGUCCAGGAGUAUCUCUUCAUGCCUUUCGACCAGGCGCACAAGCAGUACGAGACAGCCCGGCACCUCCCGCCGCCUCUCUACGUCCUCUUCGUUCAAGCCAGUGCCUAUGGUCAGGCCUGUGAUAAGAAGCUCGUGGUGGCCAUUGAAGGGAAUGUAGAGGAAGCCAAAGCCUUGUACAAGCCGCCUGAGGACUCGCAGGAUGAUGAAAGUGAUUCUGACGCUGAAGAGGAGCAGACCACGAAGCGGCGCAGGCCCACCCUGGGCGUGCAGCUGGACGACAAGCGCAAGGAGAUGCUCAAGCGUCACCCUUUGUCUGUCACAGUCGACCUCAAGUGCAAGGAUGACAACGUGCUUCAUCUGACCUUCUACUACCUGAUGAACCUCAACGUCAUGACGGUGAAAGCCAAGGUGACCACUGCUGUUGAGAUGACAACCGCCAUCAGUGCCGGUGACCUGCUCUCCCCAGACUCCCUCCUCAACUGCCUCUACCCAGGAGACCACGGGAGGAAAACGCCCAACCCGGCCAACCAGUUCCAGUUCGACAAAGUGGGCAUCCUGACCUUGAGCGACUAUGUGACAGAGCUGGGGCACCCCUACGUGUGGGUGCAGAAGCUGGGUGGUCUGCAUUUCCCCAAGGAUCAGCCUCAGCACACGGUCACUGCUGACAACACCCUGAGCGCCAGCCACAUGGAGCUGACGGUGAAGCUUCUGCGCUCGAGGUUUCAGUCCCGCCUGGCCCUGCACAAGCAGUUUGCAUCUCUGGAGCAUGGGGUGGUGCCAGUCUCCAGCGAGUGCCAGCACCUCUUCCCAACCAAGAUCGUCUCACGCCUGGUGAAGUGGGCUGCCAUCCCCUAUGAGGACUAUGCGGAGCUGCCUUACACUAAAGAUGUGAUCGAGGCUGGCUUGGCUGAAGACACUCACCUCUACUACAUGGCCCUGAUAGAAAGGGGAACAGCCAAGCUCCAGGCAGCCGUGGUCCUGAACCCCGGUUACUCCACGCUGCCACCCAUCUUCAGCCUCUGCCUCAACUGGAAAGGAGAGCGAACGGGCAGCAACGACGACAACAUUCGGGCUAUGGAGAGCGAGGUCAAUGUGAACUACAAGGAGCUGUGGGGGCCCAAACCUGGCCACCAGCUCCUCACCAACCAGCUGCAGCGGCUGUGCAUGGUGCUGGAUGUGUACCUGGAGACAGAGCCCCACGACACCAGCGUGGAGGGGCCCAAGGAGUUCCCCCAGGAGAAGAUGUGUCUGCGGCUGGUCAGGGGACCAUUGCGCCUGAAGCCCUUCAAGUUCAACUACCCCCAGGGGUUCUUCAGCCAUCGCUGAGCACUCCCUGGGCUUUGCCCUGGCCUGAGCA